This is a messenger RNA of Sorghum bicolor (sorghum), 1105 nucleotides long. RefSeq names its product protein N-lysine methyltransferase METTL21A. Bases 125 to 799 code for a protein of 224 amino acids. NCBI's taxonomy places the organism in Eukaryota, Viridiplantae, Streptophyta, Magnoliopsida, Poales, Poaceae. The transcript has a single exon. The record is from RefSeq and is a predicted model, not a curated record.
UGUCGCCUCCACCGGGGGAGGAUCGGCCUGGCACGGAAUCGCAGCCGUCCAAAACCCUUCCCUUCCCUUCGCAGUGGCUUGACGGGCCGGCGCCGGCGGCGGCGGCGGCGGCGGAGAGGCGGAGAUGCGGUUCACUGCGUCUCCGGUGGUGGAGCUUCCGGUGGGCGGCGCGGUGCUGACGUUCGAGCAGGACAACGACUCAUUCGAGGUGGGCACCUCUGUGUGGCCCUCGUCCCUGGUCCUCGUCAAGUUCGUCGAGCGCUGCCUCCGCGACCCGGCCCUCCCGUUCGCCGACGUGCUCCGCUUCCCCGGAACCCGGGCCGUGGAGCUCGGCGCCGGGUGCGGCCCGGCAGGGCUCGGCCUCUCCCGCCUCGGCCUCACCGACCUCGUCCUCACCGACAUCGCCGCCGUGCUCCCGGCGCUCCGUCGCAACCUGCGCCGCAACCGAGUCCACCUCCCCCGCGCGCCUCGCCUCGCCCAGCUCCACUGGAACUGCCCCGCGCAUCUCGCCACGCUAGCCACCCCGCGCCGCUUCGACCUCGUCGUCGCCGCAGACGUGGUCUACGUCCAGGAGUCCGUGCCGCACCUCAUUGCGGCCAUGGAUGCGCUCGCCGACGCUGAUCGCGGCGUGGUGCUGCUCGGCUACCAGAUCCGGUCGCCCGAGGCGCACCAGGCGUUCUGGGACUCUGUUCCGGCUGCCUUCCCGGUGAUCGAGAAGGUGGCACGGGAGCACCUCGACCCUGAGUACGCCUACGAGGAAUCCGAUGUAUACAUACUUCGAAGGAGCCCGCGUCAGUGAGGUCAGGUGGUGAACAAUUGCUGACAAUUUACUCGCCAAAGUUGUGUUUAUUCAGCUCAGAAGUUAUGAGCUUCUAGUCAUGGUGACUAGUGAGGAUAUGUAAUAGAAAUUCUGUAGUUGUUUCUUGAUGAAUCGAUGCAUCGUGUGGGUUAGUAGACAACUCUAAUAAUGAGAUUAUCAGUUAAAGUCGAUCGGCUUUUUUCCUCCACAAAAAAUUCGAUCGGCUUGCCAAUAUACUAAGUUAUGAAGAACAGAAGAAGUCCUUGCUUUAUGUGUUGGGUUGCAGUAUCAGCAUACCACUAUUAA